Armigeres subalbatus is the source of this 4065-nucleotide messenger RNA. It is a transcript of the gene mus312, whose product is annotated as structure-specific endonuclease subunit SLX4. Gene Ontology annotation, biological process: DNA repair; DNA replication; resolution of meiotic recombination intermediates. Lineage: Eukaryota; Metazoa; Arthropoda; Insecta; Diptera; Culicidae. Bases 29 to 3985 code for a protein of 1318 amino acids. Gene Ontology annotation, cellular component: nucleus; Slx1-Slx4 complex. The record is from RefSeq and is a predicted model, not a curated record. The transcript has 5 exons.
GACGACGAUCGGGUGGAGAAGUGAGAGAAUGUCAUUCUCCGGUAGAAUUAAGUACGCCAAGCUAAGGCUGUUUAAACCAUCGUCAUCAUUGGAUACUGGCGGUAAAAGUCAAUCGAAGCGGGGGAAUGAAGGGAACGAUCCGAAGACUCCCUCGAGCGAAUCAGUUAAUCGAAUGGAACAAGAAGUUAUUAACCUCUCCGAUAACGACGAUUGCCAACCAGCAGAGCCAGAUGAACCCAUCAUCAAACGAACUCGGCUCAACGGAAUGGAAAAAUCUGAAAAGCCUAAAUUACCUAAAUUUCCGAACAAACCUCCAGCGGAUGGCGAGGGAGUUAUUAGCAAGUUUUUCAAACCCUCCGACGAUGACUUUGAACCGCCAAAACCGAGCACCCCUCCAAAACCAAAAACCAAAGCCCAGCGCAAAACCACCGCCACAAGAAAACCGCGAGCCCCACGAAAGCCCAAAAAUCAAUCCGACAUCAGGAAGGUUUUUCAGAAGUAUAAAGAUAAUGACGAGGAACUGCUGAAAAAUCUGAUGCUUGAACACACGCUGGCCGAUCGGUUAGAUCCGGACCAGUUUCAGCUGGCUCUAGCUAUGUCACGAUCGCUGGUCGAUCAAGGUAGUUCACAGUCGGAACCCAAUAUUUCGCAAGCUCCUCCGGAGGAAGUCGCACAAGCAUCAUCCAGCACCAGUUCGGUUUCGUCGGAGGAACGACGGAUACGUGGUCUGCGAACCACGCUGGAGCAGUACGGAUUCAAGUGUAAGAACAGCUACAAUGACUACGAUUUGAAUGUGAUAUUUGGAAGUGCACCGAAGAAUGUGAAGAAAAUCAAACAUAAUCGACCAACGAUGCUCAUUCGGAGGGAUCCUGAGGAGCUGGUGGACUUCAUGAAGCGACAAGCUGAGCGUUUGCUUCAGGACGUACUGUGCCGUCCGUUAGCCGAUUGUAGUGGGUGUGAUUUGAAUGCGCGAACUUACGGUAGCAAUAUCUUUUGGAUGAGUCAACAUUCAGGCAAGAGUGAUGAGAAUCUUUCGGAUUACUACGUGGAAUCGUUGGUUGAAAUGAGUACGGUGAAGGCGGGUUACCUACUGAAGGACUGGGGAAAGAUUCCCGGUCGGGAACGAACACCGGAAAGACGGAAGGAAAAAUACGAUGAGAAAGAAGAUGAAGCCUCACGAUCAAAUCUAAAGUGUGACGGAGAAAAACUAGAUAAUUCGGUAGCUUCUUUGGAUAUUGAUACUGUCUUGGGGGAGUGCCGCGAAAAGUAUGAAGAUUCAGCCUUGGUGCAUGUGGGUUUGAGCCACGAAAAUAUUGUGGCAGAGAAUAGAAGAUCCGCAUCACCGGACCUGUUUGGCUCAGACAGCGGAGACGAAGUAGAAGACAGUAGGAAGUCAGUGCAAGAAGAUUUCAUAGAAGUAAAGGUAACGUUGCAAACUGAACAUCGUGACGAAGAGGAAGAUGACAACUUUUUGACUGCCAUGCAGUCAGAGACCGAACUAGUUGUGGAGGACGAUGUUUGCGAAGAGCCAUUAGAAGGUAUAGUGCGAGCAGCGAGUUCGGAAAACAUUUUCGAGGACUCGGACCCCAUAAUCGGCUUUGAAGUUUACUCCAGCGAGGAAGCGAAGAUGUGUUCUUCUUUACCGGUAGAGAACAUCAAUAAGAAACAUGUUGAUAAUCAGGUAGACGAUAAGGAUCUAGUGUCAAACAAGGAUAACGUUGUAUUGCUUAGUUCCACGGAUGACAGUAACAGCAAUAAUUCGUUUCCAUUUACAUCAGCUGUCGGCUGCAACCAAGACCAAAAGCUGCUCCUAUCCCCAGGAAAGGGAGUUAUUCCUUGUGUGUUAUCAUUGAAAAACAGACAAGAGGACACUUCACGGACAAAUGUGGGAAUAGUAGAGUUGGAGGAUGAUAAUCAAAUGAAUGGUAUGGGUAAAACGAUUGGAGAAGAUGAAACAAUGGAUCAGACUACAAAUAACAAAAAGACUGUAGACGACAAAGAUAAUGAAAUUGAGACUGAAUGUGGAGAAGAAUCGCGCUUUUCUCAAAACGUAUUUUCACCUCCGGACAAGAAUGCUGCCGUCCUUGGUUUGCCAGUGAAGCGAGAAUUAAAUGAUCCAUCGAAUGUAGUAGUGGAAACAAUAGAAUUAUUGGAUGACGACUCCGAUGCAAGUAACAGCCAUCAAGGAAACGCCCCUGUGACGAAUCAGUCGACAUCCUCCACCUGCAAAACUCACAUUUUAGACCAAGAAUGGUUCCCAUCGCCAGUAAAGCAAGGUUCUUUGCAUGGAUUGCUGUUGGAAAAUAGACUACGCGAUGUUACACAGAAUGAAGUUCAGACAGUAGAGUUGGAGGAUGACCAUCAAAUUAGUGACAUAGGUGAAGUUAUUGAAAAAGUCCAAUUAAUGGAUCACACAAGGAACAGCUCAAAUACUGCGAAGGGCAUAGAUCAUGAAAUUGAGCCUAAAGUUUACGGGAAAGAACGAAACUUUGAUGAAAUAGUAUCCCCAUUUCUGGAGAAGGAAUCUUCCUCCCAUAAGUUAUCGAUGAAAGGCGAAUCAAAUGAGUCAUCGAAUGUUGCAGUGAAAAGCAUAGAAUUAUUGGAUGAUGACUCUGCUGAAGUUGAAAAAGAAGAUCAUGGCAAGGAUUGCUCUAGUAAUUGUGAUGAUCCUGAAGACGUUUUUGUAAUUUCCGAUGAUGAAGUAAACUAUUCCAUUCGUCGAGAUUUCUCACUUGCAUACAACAUGUCGCCGCUUUCACCUCUUUAUGAUCCUACCGAAAGUAGUCCGUCAAAGCUUCACGAUGAUCUUGAUGGAACAAAAAUCUACUUUGAUGCGCUAAAUUUCAAUAGACCGAGUUCUGAUAAAGACGCAUCAAUAAAAUCACCAGAAGCAGACAUAAUUUCCUCAGGCGAUGAUGCCGAGUCCCCAGGAGUUUCAACCGAACCCGAGCGGGCCGACAAUACGAUGGCAUUUUUAGACGGUUUGAUCAAAAAAUUCAAUCUUCCUACAACGUUCACGAAACAGUCCACUUGUGAUGACUCGAAGCCUUGUGAUUUAGAUGACUACAUGAAUAAUUACGAGAUUCCGGACUUUCCCGAUGAUCCGGAAGAUCAUAUUGAAAACAGGGACGAUGUGCAAUUAGAUACGAUGGAAAACCCGGCACCGAUUACGUCGGAACAAUUAGACUUAGAAGUCGAGCAGAUCCUUGGUCAAGCGAACGCCCUCUGCAGCCAGCUCGAAAGACAGGAACGUCCACCUGCAACCCCUAUCCGAAGAACUAUCUCCGAUUCAGUUUUGGUAGGCCCGGUGAAACGCAAACGAAAUCUUAAAUCGCCCACUGUGAAGCGCAAACCCUGCUUCACUGAUAAGUUUAAGGAGCUCACUAAGGACCAUGCGCCUCCACCUGUGAAAGUCGAGAUACGAUUGAACAACGUCAGCCCACGACCCGACUAUGAAGGGAUGGCGUCUCCAUUGCUGCACCGUGAGCUUUUCAAGUUCGGACUGAAGCAGGCGACAAGAAAAAGAGCGGUGCAAAUUUUGAACAACAUCUACGAUGCAUUGCAUCCAUUCGUGGAAAUAGCCGUAGAGGAUGAAUGCGACAGCGACUGUGAGCUAAAAAGCGGCGACUCGAACUGUACUGAGGUUUCUGUACCGCGUAGGAGAGAUGGCAACGUACCGGAAAUUGAAGGCGAAGAGUACAUUCUUCCUUCGAGGCCCAGAAAGAAGACAUUCUGGUGCGCCGUCCCACUUCACAUCGCGUUCCACAACAUGAUUAGCGAGGAUCCCGGUCUUCGCCGACAGCUGCUUCGCUAUCAGCCAAUCGAGUUGGACGCGAUCUAUAGUCAUAUGAAGGAGAUUGGCCUGCGCUACGAAAGCAAUGAUUUAAUUGCGUUCUUAGAUAAACGUUGCAUCACUUUCCGUACGGCUCAGGGUAGUGGGAGCCGUACUAAAAAAACAACUGCCAGCCAAUUGCAAACGGGAUAGAUUUCCGAAAAGUAAAUAUAGGAAAUUAUGGUAAAGUUUUAUUGUUAUUGAAAUAUAAUUUAUUUUGGUAUGUCAAAGAA